Melopsittacus undulatus (budgerigar) is the source of this 3936-nucleotide messenger RNA. RefSeq names its product HPS6 biogenesis of lysosomal organelles complex 2 subunit 3 (gene HPS6). NCBI's taxonomy places the organism in Eukaryota, Metazoa, Chordata, Aves, Psittaciformes, Psittaculidae. Gene Ontology annotation, cellular component: lysosomal membrane; BLOC-2 complex. The transcript is spliced from 2 exons. Bases 398 to 2854 code for a protein of 818 amino acids. Gene Ontology annotation, biological process: protein localization to membrane; lysosome localization; organelle organization. The record is from RefSeq and is a predicted model, not a curated record.
GAGCCGCGCGGUCCUAGAGCCGCUAGCCUUCGGGGUGGGUUGGGUGCUGGCAGCGCCGCUUCCGCGGGUGGGCAAGGGCGGCGGCGGGGAGACACCUCCCGGGCUGGAUGGAGCUCGUUUGUCCCUGUGGAGACUGACACACACACACACACACACCCCCUAUAGAAAAUGCCCCCUCCGUCUGCGAGGCCCCGCAGACCGCUCCCUGGCAGCGGCCCCUCGCCGUUCCUGCACCCGCGACGGAAGUAGGAGAAGGGCGGCCCUGGCCGGCGCGGCGCUGCUCUGCCCGGAAGCUCACCGCCUCCUCGUGAUUGCGCAGCGCAGGCCCCAGCCGAGCCCCGGUGCAGGGGGGCACAUCCCCUGCAGGCAGCCACAGCCGCAGGGCGGCCGCCCCGAGAUGAAGAGAGCCGGGAUGCUGCGGCAGGUCUCCGACUUCAGUGACUUCAGCCGAGGCCAUUGGCUGCAGGAGCUGCUGUGCCAGGGAGAUGAGCCCAGACACAUCCAGUCCAGCCCCGAUGGGCAGCACCUUUUAGUCCUGCAGAAGAGCCGGCCGCCCCCCCUGCCCCGGGUGGUGGCCUUCCAGCGCCACUGCAUCGGUGGAGCCGACCUGGAGAGGAACUGGCAGCCGCCCCAGCCAGCCCUUGUGGGACUGCUCUUCCUGCAGAGCCCUCUGAUACUGGGCUCCUGGGUACUGGCCAUCGUGUGGGAGCAUGGACGAACUGAGGUCUGGCACUUUGUGGUGGCUGUGGGCUGGCAGCUGCUGCAAACGCUGGAGCUCUGCCAGGGUGUUCGGGCACGAAUCGUCUCUGUGUGCAGCCAGGGAGCCAGCCUGGUGUGGUGUGAGGAGAGGCCUCCCCUGGAUGCCCACUCGGACAUGAGCAAGUGUGCCUUCAGGUUCUGCAUCUGCACCCGGGCUCUGGAGGUGGGGGAGCAAGGUGUGCGGUUGGGCACCGUAGGGAUAGUCCUGCACAACAGCCCUGAAUAUCAGGUCCUGGCAUCCCCCCAGCACAUCUUCUUGGUGCCUGCCACUGCCACCUUUGCCACCACUUCCAAAUUCCUCCUCAUCUGGCAUCCAGAGAAGGCAAAGCUCACCAUUACAGCCCCCUCUGCAGGCUUCAUCCACAGAAAGGUGUUGCAUUCCAGCAGCAAGUCAGACUUCAGGAAGCUCCUGCUCGGUUCUGUGGGUGUUCUCUCAGGUUUGGCACCUCUGGACAUUCACACCUCUGCUGUUUCCAACAGUGGGGGUCUGCUGCUGCUGAGCACAAAGGGUACUGUGACCAUGGUGGAGCCAGAUGGGACACAGAGACAUAUCUUUGACCUAGAGGGGUGUCCUGUGGCCCAAGGAAAUCAUGUCCAGCUGAAGACCUUUGGCAGUAUCCUGGCCUGUGUGCUCGCUGGGGUCUUGUAUCUGGUGGACCAGAACACUGGAAGGCUCAUAGAAAAGAAAAUCCUGAGCAUGAAAGAAGUGCAUUUGCUGGAGUCCCCGGGAGAGGAGGACAGCAUCCAGCUCCUUACUCAAACUGGCAUCUACAGCUUUAGCUUCUCCAAGUCUGAGGACAGCAGCAGACCUGAGCCAUGCCUGGUGGAGAUGGUGUUUGAGGAAGCCUGCAGAUACUACCAAAGGAGAAGCCUCAGCACCUCCAAGCUGACAGUGGAGAAGUUGAAGAAAGAUGGUGUGUUCCAGGCUCCUGUGGCCCUUGCCACCAUCCUGCAGCACAGCCUCCACCAGAAGCAAAAGCCAGCCCGAGGUCUUCAAGACACUUAUGCCAAACUGUUGAGCACAAUGAGCCUGGAGCUGCAGAGCUUCAUGAGCCUGGAGGUCCUGAAGACCUGUGUGGUGUGUGCCCCAGAGAGUGAAGUGGAAAGCUACUGCAGUGAACUGGUGGAGCAGGAGGUCAGCCGUGUUCUGCACUCUGAGGUGGACAAGGACAACUUGGCCUACCUGAACUCCAUUUUUGCCUCCUUCCCCAGAGCUGCCUGGAAGGCCACAAAGAGCUGCCUGCAGCUGCAGCAGAAUGGGGAUGGCCUCUUGGUAGCCAGAGCCACCCCAGAGGUGUGGAAGAAGGUCCUGGGAGGGCCGCAGCAGGAGGAGCUGGGUCAGAAUGGGGUGGUCCCACUCUUUGAGCUCAUCUGUGCUUCCUUCCUGAGGUUCAAACCCAAAUGGCUGGCCAGUUUUGUGGAGCUGACCCAACAGUAUGUUAGCAUCUCUUGGGCAUACAGCAGCAAGGACAGCCCAGAGGGCCGGGUGCCACUGUACAAGAGAGCAUUGGGAGUACUGGCCAAGAACAAGCACAGCAUGGCAGAUGAUGAGAUGGAGCUUGAACUGCUGCUCUGUAGCAAGAGGCCAAAGGCUGUGCUGCAAGCUCUGCACCUUCUCAUCCGAAUGAAGCGGUGGCAGCGGGUGGUGGAGGUGGCAGAGAAGUUCUCCAAGUUCAGCCCUUUGCUUAACAAGGAAAUAUUCACCACACUGCUGGCAGAGUUUGCCCAGCACAGGGAGCUGGACCCUUAUCUGGACUCGCUGUGGCCACUGUGCCCCCCUGAGCUCACUGCCUCAGACAUCCUCACUGUGGUCCUACAGCACCUCCCUCACUCCCAGGAGGACCCAGUGCCCUUCUCCAGUGAGGGGAACCAGCUGACUGUAGGCUUGCUCAAGCCACUACUGCAAAGGGUUGUGCAGCGUCCCUGCGUCCAGGAUGAGAUGUACCUGGAUGCCUUACAGAGCUCCACUUUCCCCCCUCCUACCCCACCCCGAGAGCACAAGAUCCCCUCAAAAGCAGCUGAUGAUGAUGCCCCUCAGCCAUCCAUGCGAAGGACUUCCUCCCCCUCAGCAUGGUUACAAGGUGACAGUGUGUGAAGGGGGAGGGUACAACUGGAUCCCAAGCCUUGGGUGCACAAGGAUGAAAGCUUCAUCCUCCCAAGGAAGUCCUGCCCUGACUGGCAGUACAGAAGCCUGCUCCUGUGGCAGCAUCUCAAAGAGUGUGUUGGAUGGCUGGGGUUGGGGGAUCUCAUCUGAAGCCAGGGCAGGCUUUCUGGCUAUUUCUAGCAAGUGCAAUUGUGUGUGCCCCAGUGGAGGAGCAAAUGCCAGGUGUAUUUGCAGAUGAAAGCACUGGCUGCACUACAGGCCUACAGAACUGCUCCCUGCCCAAAGCACUUUGUUUCCAAUUUGCUGGCUCCUUUAUACGUUCACUGAUCCUCUAGGAAUGGUGGGCAGGGACACACACAGUCUUUCCUCCCCCCACAAUACUCAGUGGGUUUUGUGAUGGCCCCAAACUCCGCCUGUGGGAAACUGGGCAUGUUUCUUGCAGUGAGGUCACCAAGUGCUGCCGCACUGGGCUCAGUCAGGUGCCUGAAUGCUAGCAUGAUACAGCUCCGCGGUACUGGGGGUCCCAGCACACGCACUGGCAGCUGCAGCGCUUUGUAUGCUAUCUGGCUGCAGUUCCCCUGGGAUCAAUCCUGUAGCUGUGACUGAUUGCAGCUACUUAGCUGAAGAGAGCAGCCUAAUUCCCUUAUCUCACUAUCCCAGGCGGUACCCAAACUCUCUUAGCUGAGAAGCUGGCAGCAGCCUGUACGAGCCAGGGGCUGGCCCUGCCUCUCCCUUUCCUUUGUGGAAGCUUAGAUUAUGCUGCAGGACACUUGGGCCCUCUGUUCCCAUCUCCUCUACCUUUGCCCUUUGCACACAAAAGGGGCUUUGUCAGGGUUGUCUGGCUCAUAUUGUGCCUCUCUUUGCAAAGUCUGUGUAACUUGAGAGGAGUUGUGCAGGAAGAUCCAGGUUCCAGCCUCUCUCUGGUGUUCGCUGCCUGGCCCACUCCUUCAGGAGAGAGACCCUGGCUAUGGCUUUGCCCCUGCAUUCCAGGCUGUGGUGUGAAGGAGCUGUCCCUGGGCAGGCCCUGCCUCAUUAGAGCAGGGCUAAGUGGAAGACAGACUGACUCCUUUUGA